This is a messenger RNA of Tachysurus vachellii, 1797 nucleotides long. It is a transcript of the gene crip2, whose product is annotated as cysteine-rich protein 2. The transcript is spliced from 8 exons. Lineage: Eukaryota; Metazoa; Chordata; Actinopteri; Siluriformes; Bagridae. The record is from RefSeq and is a predicted model, not a curated record. Bases 99 to 719 code for a protein of 206 amino acids.
GCUCCAGUGAACGCUUCUGGCGCUACUGAGGAAAGCUGUAAAUUUCGGCUAAACGCCAGACAUCCUUUUUAUUUUCUGAUUCAAAACAGACAAUAAACAUGGCGUCAAAGUGUCCAAAAUGCGAAAAGACAGUCUAUUUUGCUGAAAAGGUGACGUCUCUAGGGAAAGACUGGCACAAGUUUUGCCUGAAGUGUGAACGCUGCAACAAAACCUUGACAGCAGGAAGCCAUGCUGAGCAUGAUGGGAAACCCUUUUGUCACAAGCCCUGCUAUGCUGCGCUCUUUGGGCCAAAAGGUGUCAACAUUGGCGGUGCAGGCUCUUAUGUGUAUGAAGCACCAGUCAACAAAGACCCAGCCCCAGCUACCAUGGACUCUGAAGCCAAACCUGACGAGAAACGAGCCUCAGCACCCAACAGACCUCCUUCUAAAGCUGGAAGCAUCACCACCUUUUCUGGGGAGGCAAACAUGUGUCCUAGGUGCAGUAAGAGGGUUUAUUUUGCCGAGAAGGUGACGUCUCUUGGGAAGGACUGGCAUCGGCCGUGUCUGCGCUGUGAGAGGUGCAGCAAGACUCUGACUCCAGGGAGUCAUGCAGAGCAUGAAGGCCAGCCCUACUGCCACAAACCGUGCUAUGCUGUCCUGUUCGGACCAAAAGGAGUGAACACAGGUGGUGUUGGCAGCUACAUCUAUGACAAGGAGGUGAAUGCAGAGGCCCAGCCAUGAGUGUGCGCCAUCAAACCAUCGCUGCACUACAGUCACACAACACCACUACAAACACAUCCACUACAUUAGCUCAUACAGAUUUACACACAUCUUCUCCACCACUUUCCCCACCACAUUAAUCUAGCCACACCGACUGACAUCAAUGCCAACAUGGACGUGUAGGGAAAUCCGAUGCAACGUAACAUAACCCAGCAUUUUCUGAUAUCUUCAUUCUUGUUACACACAGAUAUUGUUUGUCUGAGCAUCCACUUCUUCUUAUAUUUGUGUUAGAGUAUGGUAGUCUAUUUAAAAACUCUUAUACAUAGAGCUUAUGCGUUUGUUCGACCCAUUAUUGUUGUUUAUUGUACCAUGCUUCUUCAACAAUAUGGAACAAUACUGUCUACAACAACGUCAGUCACACAGCAUUUUACAGCAUUAUCCUAUGAUGGUUUUCCAGGUAAAUGUAAAAAAAAAAAAAAAAAAAUCAAAAGUGUUUUAUAUCCUUUUGUUUUUUUAAAGUGCCUUUCAUGCAGGCAGAUUGGUCACACUUUCUUGAACCUCUUUGCCCAGGUGCAGCUCUGCAGUGCGUAAAUCAACAAUGAAUAAGUCUAACAUAAAUCUAAAGUAAAUUCAGCAAGCCAGAUUUACACUUUGGCUGUCUCACAGCAUUUCUAACUCAACCAAGAUGUGGACGAAAUGUUCAUACAGUAAAAUAAAUGGGUCAAAUCUUAUUUUUAUGAGAGGAGCCAAUCCUGUCUCCAGGAGGUUGAAGGGUGUUGUGUGGCUUUGUGAUGGGUCUCUAAUGAUCAAGUAGCUGAGACUAGUAGCUGACCAUUUUAGCUUAUGUCUGACAAGGGAAAUUAUUAAUAAUUUGUUCAUUGUAUUCCAUUAAUGUGGUCUGAAUUUUGAAGAAUUGCUUGCAUGAAAACACAUUGCCAGUCAGAAUUAGCUGAUAGGAAGCUUUAAGUUAAACUUUAAUGACAAUGCAUUCUUCUGGAAUGUGCAUUAUUGAUAGUAUGAUUUAUUUUUAGUAGGUUGAGAAAUCAGAACAAUGCUGCCACUUAUUGCUUCUGUUCUUAAUAAAUUUGUAUACAACCUU